AUGGGGGCCGGGCAGAGCAGAGAUUCCGGCGGUGACGACGCGGCGGAAGUAAAGACCAGCUACUAUGAGCUGCUAGGCGUGCAGCGACAGGCGACAGAAGAUGAGAUCAAGAAGGCAUAUCGAAGGAAGGCUCUCGAACUACAUCCGGAUCGCAACUAUGGACGGGAAGAGGACGCAACGAAGACGUUCGCAGAGGUGCAGUCUGCCUACGAAGUCUUGUCGGAUCCACAGGAGCGGGCAUGGUAUGACAGCCAUGAGAGUGCCAUCCUGCGAGGCGACGAUAGUCAAGGGCAGGACGAGACCCCGUCGUAUUCGAAUAUCAAGAUAACGACAGCGGAUGACCUGGCACGGCUGGUAAGGAAGUUCAACAGCAAUGUCGAGUUCGAUGACUCUCCAUCCGGCUUCUUCGGCUUCGUCAGAGAGACGUUCGAGCAGUUGGCUAAGGAAGAAGAGGCCGCAGCGAACUGGGAGAACGUAGAUGCGCCGGACUACCCUUCGUUUGGACACAAGGACGACGGCUACGAUGAUGUGGUCAAGAGUUUCUACUCGGCUUGGUCAAGUUUCUCCACCGUCAAAGGCUUUGGAUGGAUGGACAAAUACAGACUGUCCGAGGCACCUGAUCGAUGGUACAGGAGGAGGAUGGAGAAGGAGAACAAAGCUGCGCGGCAGGAGGGCAUCAAAGAGUUCAACGACGCCGUGCGGUCGCUCGUUGCGUUUGUGAGGAAGCGCGACCCUCGCUACGUCCCGAGCACACAGUCGGAAGCCGAGAGGCAGAAGAUUCUGAAGGACGUGGCGGCAGCGCAGGCAGCACGUGCACGAGCUGCUAAUUUGGAGAAGCUGAACAAGGAGGCUGUGCCUGAGUGGGCCCAAUACCGCGAGCCGGAGGAGCUGGAGGAGAGCGAGGAGGAGGAAGUGGAUCAAGAGGUGUAUGAGUGCGUGGCUUGCAACAAGGUCUUCAAGAGCGAGAAGCAGUGGGAGGCACACGAGAAGAGCAAGAAACAUCAGAAGGCCGUGUAUGCUUUGCAGAAAAAGAUGCGGAAGGAGAAUGCACACCUGGAUUUGGGAGAGGGUGACGUGAGCAGUGGCAUGGCUACUCCGAUGGUGGAGGAUGAUGAUGUCGAUGCAGAGGAAGAGGACAUUUUGGAUGAUGAGGCGGCCGAGGUUGAGGACCAUGAGGCAAGACGCAGUGGAGACAUGGACGACGGAGGCAGCCAAAAAGAGGAAGUCGAUAAAGGCGAGCCUAAAGACAAGCCACCCCAGGACGUCGACAACGACGAGGCAGAUUCCGACUCCGAGAACUCCGACUACGCUUCCGUGGACGCCAUACGCAACCGCUUGCAGGACACCGGCCUCACCAGUGCGCCGACGACCACUUCAGAAGCGGACGGCGAGCCCAACGCCGCCGGCAAACCGUCUGAGGAGCAACCAGAGGACGACAAUGGGUCUCAGAAACCAAAGAUGGGCAAAGCAGCUCAGAAGCGGGCGAAGAAGGCUGCUGCCGCCGCCGAGACUGAGCAGGCGGCCGGAACUCAUUCAUGCGCGACUUGCAAUGCUUCGUUUCCCUCAAAGACGAGGCUGUUCCAGCAUAUUCAAGGUCAUGGCCAUGCGGCGCUCAAACCUGUUGCUGGGGGUGGUGGGAAGACGAAGAAGGCGAAGGAUGCUGCUCCGGUCGCUCCUGCUGAAAGCGGGCGGUGUCACGCGGAAGUCGGCCGGUUCGUCUUUGACAAGGCACAGCUAGCUCAUGUUGCGUUCACGCUGCUCGCGGCCGUUGUUCGACAGGAUGCAGGGUGCUACUCGAAGCCAGGACACCGGCAAGAUAGUUCCACGGAUACUGCUUACCUGACGUGCCAAUCGAAGGUCUUAUGGGCCAGCAUGGGAGUAUGUGCGGAGAAGAAACAGCAAGGUUUCCUGCCUUAA
This is a messenger RNA of Saxophila tyrrhenica, 1917 nucleotides long. RefSeq lists its product as uncharacterized. Gene Ontology annotation, cellular component: cytoplasm. Bases 1 to 1917 code for a protein of 638 amino acids. NCBI's taxonomy places the organism in Eukaryota, Fungi, Ascomycota, Dothideomycetes, Mycosphaerellales, Extremaceae. Gene Ontology annotation, molecular function: zinc ion binding; nucleic acid binding. The transcript is spliced from 2 exons. The record is from RefSeq and is a predicted model, not a curated record.